CAUCAACAACGAUCCUAUCGACAACCCGAAGACUGCCGAGGAGAUCAAGCUUGCCGAGGACACCAGAGUUGCCGCUAGCGAGGCCAAAUGGGUCGAGGUGGAGGAGCUCCCCAACUACUACGCCAACACCAAGCCUCCUGGUCGCAAGUUCCCCGCCAGUUGGGCCAACGACGGCAUCAACCACUACAUCGAUGGUGACGCCGACGACAUUCGUGCUCCUCCCGUCGAAGAGACGGCCGAGCCUCCCAAGAAGAAGAGCCGUACGGGUGUUCGCAAGAAGAAGAGCCGCCCUGACCGCAAGAAGUAGGGCAACCACGGCAAACCACAUCCUCUACUAAUUCAAUUUGAGGCUCGCAUUGCUGCUGGGGGGAUACAUCACAUAGCGAUAUCACCAUCAUCAAUUCAGUCACCG
Molecule: messenger RNA, 412 nt
Organism: Aureobasidium subglaciale EXF-2481
Lineage: Eukaryota; Fungi; Ascomycota; Dothideomycetes; Dothideales; Saccotheciaceae
Exons: 2
Source: RefSeq, a predicted model, not a curated record